Molecule: messenger RNA, 994 nt
Organism: Penaeus vannamei (Pacific white shrimp)
Lineage: Eukaryota; Metazoa; Arthropoda; Malacostraca; Decapoda; Penaeidae
Source: RefSeq, a predicted model, not a curated record
CACAUCACAUGUUAACAUUUAAUACUCGGGAAAAUUUGAAGGCAUAAAAGGAAACGUUUCUUGUUACAGCAACCAGCCUGUUGUCAAUGCUUAGCUGUGAUCUGUGGAGCUACAGAGACUGCUCGCCUGACAUACUGAUAGACAGGGAAAAGCUCAUCAAACGUGCAGCUCACUUAUCAAAACUUUUAGAGUAUGAAUUUAUCCUGACGCCCCCAUGUGGAAGUUUGGAAGCCAAAAUCACCAAACAGUUGACAAUUUGGUGGUUACAGGCCUGCUGGUAGAUGCAGGGAAAACUGGUUCAAGAUGGAUCGAAGACUCGGAUGAGGAGGAUGUGUCCUAUUCUCAGUGUUAUAAGGUGUCACCUUCAACUGCCAUUUUGGAAGUCAUUGGAGCUUGGAAGUCAAUGAUUGCUCCAAUGUUGGAUGCAUAUUACUGUACUGCUUGUAAUUUGCAAAUGCUGGUUGGCAGACAGGUACCUGAUGUAAAGUUCAUCCAGAACACACAAAGCUACAUAAAUGACUUACUACAGAAGGGCUCACUGAGAUACGGGGAGAGUAUAUGUGUGGAUCCCAUCCGUAAUGCUGUCAAGCUUUUUGAGUCACAGUCGAUCAUAGAAAGUUACACCCAUGACAGUGUUCGGUUGUUGUACCUCAGCACUCACUACGACUCAGAAGAGCAGCUUAGUUCCCUGUUGCUUGAUAUUGAUAGUUUCAGAUCUUGAAUCUGCUGUGAGGGAAGGAGAAAAUUGUUAGUGUAUAUUGCUUCACCUUUUACCAGGAAAAAGAACAGCAGUGCAUUUUGAUUGUUUUACAAUUUGGAUGUUUAAGUGAGGAUUGCAUUUUUUCUAUGUUAAGAUUGAUAAGUAUGAUUAACACUGUAAAAUGUUUUCAUAAUUAUGGGUAUAUUUAUUUUUUAUGAUUUUUAUUAUUAUUGUUAUUAUUUUAUUAUUAUUAUUAUUAUUAUUAUUAUUAUUAUUAUUAUUAUUAUUAUUAUU